AUGCAUGAGGCUACCUUACCGGUGCGCUCCAGGACACAGUCGGUGUCUACUGAUGUCCCUUGGUUUUUGAAAUUGGAUCAUGAGGAUGAAGUGGUUUACGAAACAACCGACCGGCCAGUGCUGAAGAGUGGUAGCUUGACUGGACUCGUGGAACAAUUGACGCGCCAUGACCGACUGGACCUUACCUUCAACGAGACCUUCCUGAUCACCUAUCCUACAUUUGUAUCUGCCCCGGACUUCUUCGAUGCCCUCCUCCGGCGAUUCCACGUCGAUCCGCCGGCUCAAUUGGCUCAAUCGGAAAUGCAGCUGUGGACCCAGCACAAACAAAAGGCAAUCCGUCUCCGGGUCGUGAAUAUCUUGAAGACAUGGCUGGAACGUUUCUGGAUGGAGCCACGUGAGGAAGCGACAACGGAGUUUCUCAAAAAGAUGUACUCUCAGAUCAAGAAUGCAGCGGAUAUAAUGGAGACACCCACUGCCUCGCAAUUGUUAAGCGCCAUCGAUCUGCGAAUACAAGGCCAAGAAAUCACGAAACGCCUUGCUACGCCCCCGAAUUCCAACAUUCCGAAACCGAUCACUCCGAAGAAUAUGAAAAAGCUAAAGAUAUUGGACCUCGAUCCGACCGAACUCGCCCGCCAGCUGACGAUCAUCGAAUUUAACCACCACGCCCGAAUCAGGCCCAAUGAAUGCCUCAGUCAGAAAUGGAAGAGGAGGCAGUCUAACAGCACGGAGCCGUCGACGGGUGUCAAUGCCAUGAUUCUGCAUUCGAAUCGACUGGCUAAUUACGUGGGUGAGCUUGUGUUGGCUCAAGAUGAGCUGAAGAAGAGAGUGUCGAUGAUCAAGCUGUUUGUGCAGGCUGCUGAUGUAUGUCGUUCGAUCAACAAUUAUGCUACUUUGAUGUCGAUUGUGUCUGGCCUUGGACAGUCACCUGUCUUUCGACUCCGGCAGACAUGGGGUCUGGUCAAUCCGCGUAUUCGCAAUUUGCUAGAGGACCUGCGGGAUUUGAUGUCGAGUGAGAAGAACUGGGUCAAAUAUCGGGAGGCGUUGCGACAGACUAAUCCGCCCUGUGUUCCUUUUUUAGGAAUCUAUCUCACAGACCUAACCUUCAUCGACGACGGCAUCCCCAACUUCACCCAAUCAGGCAUGAUCAACUUCGCCAAACGCACCAAAGUAGCUGAAGUCCUACAAGACAUCCAACAGUACCAAAACAUGCCUUACAAUCUACAGCCCGUACCGGAGAUCCAGGACUUCCUGGUUAGAAACCUUAGAGCCACAAAGGAUGUGAGUGACAUGUAUGAUCGAAGUCUUCAGUUAGAGCCGCGUAUGGCGAACGAGGAGAUUGUCGUGAGACGUGGCGCUCAUACAGCCACGGGAAGUAAUAUGAGCUCGGUGAUUAUUGCUAGUAUGGCUAUGCGGUGAUACUGGUGCAUUUGAUACUGCGUAUUGCUUCGAUGUGGAGGUUUACAUCGUCUUGUUCUUCUUUUGUGAUACCUUGUUUUUGUUUGUUUCUUUCUUUUCCUUGACCUUUUUCUUUAUGAUUAUGAAGUUACGAUAGCACGGCUUUAU
This is a messenger RNA of Aspergillus pseudotamarii, 1563 nucleotides long. Its product is annotated as Ras-GEF domain-containing protein. Lineage: Eukaryota; Fungi; Ascomycota; Eurotiomycetes; Eurotiales; Aspergillaceae. Bases 1 to 1416 code for a protein of 471 amino acids. The record is from RefSeq and is a predicted model, not a curated record. Gene Ontology annotation, molecular function: guanyl-nucleotide exchange factor activity. The transcript has 3 exons. Gene Ontology annotation, cellular component: plasma membrane. Gene Ontology annotation, biological process: positive regulation of GTPase activity; Ras protein signal transduction.